AUAUACGACUUCUUGCUUACGUUCGACUCGGAGAAAACCCUCAUAUGGCCUUCAUCAUGGUCAUUGACGAAGAUACUAUAUAUUCUGACAAGAUAUGCACCGUUUAUUGAUGUUACUAUAAUUCUCUGGCAACUGCUCAAGUCAGAAAUGUCCCCAAAAGACUGUGAUUUUGUCUACAAGAGCACGGGAUGGCUGCUGCUCUCUGGAAUAUUAAUUGCAGAAAUCAUUCUUAUGCUACGGACGUGGGCUGUCUACGAGCAGCGGCGCGCAAUUGCAAUAGGUCUUGUAAUAUGGACCAUCAUCACUUGGGUCCCUAAUAUGGCUAGUCUUGGCAUCUUCCUCAAUUCUUUAGAAUAUGGACCACUACCAAUAAAAGUCCCGGGCUCGGGUUGUCAUGUUGUUGCAGGCAGCCCAAUUGUCUUUGUUUGUUGGGCUCUUCUCGUGAUCUUUGAAGCUGGUAAGGCUUUUCGGCUGAUCGAUAAGUUAAAGCAUUAA
This is a messenger RNA of Fomitiporia mediterranea MF3/22, 495 nucleotides long. RefSeq lists its product as uncharacterized. Lineage: Eukaryota; Fungi; Basidiomycota; Agaricomycetes; Hymenochaetales; Hymenochaetaceae. The annotation marks the transcript as partial. The record is from RefSeq and is a predicted model, not a curated record. The transcript has 5 exons.